Molecule: messenger RNA, 1018 nt
Organism: Eruca vesicaria subsp. sativa (arugula)
Lineage: Eukaryota; Viridiplantae; Streptophyta; Magnoliopsida; Brassicales; Brassicaceae
Source: the annotation of a GenBank genome assembly
UCUCCUCUCAAUGGCUCUCCCACGUUUCCUUAAGAUCUUCCUCUCUCAUUUCAGCUCAGAAUCCAUGAUGAUUCCGGAGUCUUAUUACGAUGAGCUACCACUUGUUUUGCCCAAAACAGCGCUUCUCCAAGGAAGCCGUGGAUGCUUUUGGAAGGUGGCUAUGACUAAGAGGCGAGGUCAGGUGUAUUUUGGACAAGGGUGGCCUAAGUUCGUCGAGGAUAACCGUCUCAGAGAUGGAGACGUGUUGACUUUUGUUUAUGAUGGAUCUCGCAAUUUCAAGGUCAGCAUCUAUGGUAGUGGAGGAUGUAAAGAGGUCAGAGCUGUUGCUCAAGUCAUAGCCUUAGAUGAUGAUGAUGAUGAUGACAAAGAAGACAGCGUUUGUCAUCUGAGCAGCGAAGAAGACUCAGACACUUCUUCAGAAUCUGAGAUGGCUCAGACUGUCCCCAGUGCCAACCACACUGGCAAAAAGAGAGUUGUUGUGGUAGAUUCUGAUGAAUCGUUUACGUCAGAGGAUUCCAAUAGCAUGAGUGACAGCUCCUACUCUCCUCCUGACGAAGACACACUCCUUGACGUGACCCCAAACGUGACAAACUCUAGGAACAAAGGAGAGCUCAGAUCAGUAAACUCUAUUGUUGGUUCAACAAGCAACAGCUCUCGUUCAGCGUCUAGGAAGAGAGAGUUCACAAUCAAGAAUCCAGAGGUGUAUCUAGAUGAUCCAAAGAAUGUAUGUUUUGAGACAGUCGUGAAGAACAGGAUAUACGAGCUGAGGGUUCCUAAACAGCUAGUGAAAGACUACUGCCUGAAGUUCCAAGAUUACGUGAGCUACAUUGACAACCACCAAGAUGGGAAGCUAGAAGCGAAAGCAGCAGCUUGGCGUGAUCGUCUGUGUCUCAAAAAGUGGAACCUCAUAUGCAUGAGGAACGGACUGAAGAAAGGUGAUCGUAUCUUGUGCGAGCUGUUUCGUAAGGAUGGUUUGGUUUAUGCUCUCAAAAUCCAUUUCUUCAACACCACCACCUGA